Sparassis crispa is the source of this 1722-nucleotide messenger RNA. RefSeq lists its product as hypothetical. Lineage: Eukaryota; Fungi; Basidiomycota; Agaricomycetes; Polyporales; Sparassidaceae. The coding region runs from base 1 to 1722 and encodes 573 amino acids. The record is from RefSeq and is a predicted model, not a curated record. The transcript has 10 exons.
AUGGCUUCCGACACUGCGACCGUCAUCGUCCCCUCUCCUCGCCGCAGCUUUAGUUCCACAAUAACUCACGCCGAACAUACUGACACCAAGAAGCAGGAUUUUGCCAGAGAAAACAAAUUCAUCUACCAGCAUGGCUCAAAACUUCAUGCGUAUGGCACGGACAAGGCGCCUUAUCCGGUGUCUUACAACAAAGAAUUCCUUGCCCUGACUGCGAUCGAUCGUGCCCUUUUCUACCAGGUACACAAGGAUGUGUCGUUCAUAGAUUUUCAAGGCCAUCCUCCAAAGCGAUGCUUAGAUCUUGGUACCGGGAUGGGGGAUUGGGUAAUUGAGGCGGCAAGACAUUGGCCAGAGUGUACUUUCGUGGGGUAUGAUUUAGUCAACGUGCAGAUUCCAUUUCAUGCAAUGGAGCUCGAAGUGAGAGGUCGUAUUGAAUGGAAGCAUGGCAAUUUCCUGAGCAACAAGCUUCCGUUCGAAGACGAAGAGUUCGACCACAUUCAUAUCUUCGCAUUAGCAUCGGGGGUGCCUGAAAAUAAGUGGAUGUCAUUGUACGAAGAGUUGCAUCGUGUAUUACGUCCAGGGGGGACGGUAGAGCAAAUGGAAGAAGACAUCAUUUUCCCGCUUCUUCCGCGGUGGUUUACAGAUCCCCUGCGCGCCUAUGCACGUGGGCCAUCCAUGCAUUUCCCAGAUGGCACUCAGCAUUUCUCGCGUAAUUCAUGCGCACAAUCGGAAGAUGGGGAACACGAACAUGAGUUACUGGAGUCCUUGUUUUUCGCCGUCCACGACAAUCGCUUCAUCAAUCGUACGCCCACCUCUCUGCUGCCCAGCUACUUCUCUGCCAUUUUUGGACACGUUCAAUCACCCCCAGCGGUUGAAUUUCCUAUGCCCAUGCUCGCACCUCUUGCACCAUUACCAAAUGAGCUGUCUACUAUGCAAUCCCUGCGCAGCGAAUUUGAAUUAGUCCCUGAGACUUCGUCUAGCAUUUCAUCUUUUCUUUCUCCAGACAACUCGUUUGACAUUGCGUCAACAAUCUCCCCCAUUUCAUCCUCCCAAUCGACGUCCGACAGCUCAGUUACUAGUUCUGCUUCACCACCAUCGUCAGACAAGGGGACAAAAUUAUCCAACGUCGCACCCUCUAUCCUCGAGUAUACUCGUUCAAGCAGUUCGUUCGAUUCUUCUUUAUCGGACAGCGUCUCUAGCUCUAUUAUCUCCUCCAUCACCACUUUAGAUCCCAUCCUCACAAUGAAGGACGAGGGCACGCGUUUGGGCCCAGCCUUCCAGUUGUUCGCGCUUGAUGAACUACAGAAGCUCGACGAGAAUUCGCUGUACAUGCACCUGUUCUCUGCAGUGCGGAGGGUUCUUUCUGUCAAGGAGGCCAUGUGGGAAGAGUUGAUCAACAGGGUCGUGAAGAGAGACGAAUCUCUGCGGAAGUAUGGCUGGACGGCCGCUGACGAUUAUACGGAAGACUCGAGUAGGAGGAAAUUCGAUGCGCUGGUCCAUCAAUAUGACAAGGAUAUGCGUGUCCGAAUAUCAUUAUGGCACUCUCUGGUCAGGUAUGGCUGGGAGUAUCCUCCUCGUGAUCCUCUCUCAAAAGCCGAGGUUAUGGAAGAGGAAAGGAUACGGCAGGAUCUCCUCCGGGCGCGACGAUCUGCGAACGGUGGCGAAUUGAACGCAUGUAGCCGGUGUAUCAGGCUCAUUCUUGGGGAGAAGUCAUCAGCCAGUUAG